AUGCACGGAUUGGCGCCGGCCGUCUUGGCGAGGCCAUACUGCGAGCCUGGAAAGUUGGCGUGGUUGUCGACCACCUGUUUGCUGCUGUUCCGGGGCGCAAAUGAGGAGCAAGCCUUGGAGUGUGCAGGGUCUCUGGAUGAGGAUAUGCUGAGCCAGAUGACCGUUCUGAGCCUGAAACAUGAAACCCGACUCCAUCUGGUGCUCCGGAGCCCCUGGCCGGCCUUUCGCAUGUUGGACCUGCUGGCGCGGCUGAUUCCGCAGAACACCAGCACCCGUUUGGGCGCCUGCAAGAAGAACACGAUGUGGAACAGCGAUCCCGAUGUCUUUGACUGGCCGCAAUUCAAGUCCAUGUUGGCAGAUGCAGCCACUCAGCUGGUGUCAGACGAAUCCGUUUUUCAGCUCAGGCAGGAGGAUGGGCCUCUGUCGCGGCAAUACAUCGCCAGAUGGCAGCGAAUCCAUUCAAUUCCUGACAUGAAGGAGUUAGUCUAUAUCUCCCACGACGUCUUUGAUGCCUACCGAAAAAGCCACUACAAAGCCGGUUGCCACUUGGGUGUGAUCUCGAGCUACAUCCUUCAGAUUCUCGUGGUUCACUUGCGUGAUAUUGAAGGACGCUUGCAGAAACUCGUGUCCAUUGUGGCCAACCUGGUGAACGUUUAUGGCCCCGUCCAGCAGGCUGCGAAGACGGAUUGGGCUGUUUUUCGGCUCAUGCAUUGGGCCAGCUUGCUCCAGCGAACUCAUCCCGUAGAUGUUUGGGAGAGCGCGCAUGAUAAUGAACUGACGGCAUCGAAAGAUGCUGCAAUGACCUUGGUGGCUGACGUGGGGAAAGCUGUCAAGUCUGCAGCCAAAGGUGCUGCUGGAACUUCCCCCUUGAUUUUUGUGACAUCCGCUUGGGGUUGGAUGUCUGAAGAGUUGCGGGGGGUUUUAAGGCGCUGGCGAGUGGUGUCCAAGACACCUCUCUUGGUCCUUUGUCGCGACCGCCUCGCGGCUGACGCCUGCGACGCCACGGCGGAUCUCCAGGGCGGACCCUUGCGGUGUCUCAAGGCACCAAGGCGCUUAGGCAUCGAAGCAAUCGUUGCCAAAUACCUGGUUCUUGCGGCUUUGGUGAAGCUUUCGCUGCACGCCGUCUGGCUGGACCUCGACAUCUUGGUGCUGUCGGACCCCGCGCCGCCGCUCACUGCGGAACUGGCGCGGGGCGAGGCGCACCUGAUCUUCGUGCGGCAUUUGUUGAGUCAAUCCGUGAGCCCCGCAGUAAUUGUGGCCCGUGGCACCGCCAUGACAGCAUCCAUUUUGAUGGGAUAUGCGGGCUGGCUGCGGGAGAAUCCCUACCUGUUGGAUCACCAGGGCUGGGACCAAUAUUUGAGCAACAACCAUGGGGACUAUGCUGGGCUCUUCGACUACAAGGGUCGCAACACCACCAAUCAGGAUCCAGAUGGACCAGGGCACACCUUUCUGGCCUCAAGGGGCCUGGCACCAGAAGGAACCAAGUGGAGCUUCUUCAGCAAGGGCUUUGGGAGUGGAGAUGGUUGGCAGGGGGACCCUGAAGGGUCGGAUCUGAUUUUCUUCCAUUUCUGGGGAGCCAGGGAGAGCCAGAAGGAGAUGUUUGAGAUCUUCUAUCCCAAGCGCGGUGCUCGAUCAAGCCUCAGUCAGCAUGCCAUGAGCACCAUCCUCAAGUACCGGCGCCAGCCGGUGUCGGCUCCCACCGUGCCAGCAUUGCUCACAGGGCGCAAUCAGAAGCUGUAUGUCAUUGCCAUCAGCUAUGCCCAUGGUUGCUGCACCAAGUCCUUGAAACGAAAUCGUGAUCACGCCUUGCAGGCAGGUGUGGAUGAAGCCCGGUCCUAUGGCAAGGAGCAUUUGGGCCCAGACUGGCAAGCUGCUAACUCCAAAGUGCUUUCGCAGAAGAGAGGGGGAGGUUGGUGGUUAUGGAAGCCCUAUGUGAUUCUGCAGACCUUGAAGGACCCAACCCUUCCCUGGGACACUGGCGUGGUCUUGUGGGUGGACGCUGGCAACUACUUGCAUGCCGACCCCAGACCUAUCUUGCACGAAGCACUGGAGGUGUCGGACAUCAUGGCGUUGAGGUUAAAGCAAUGCCUUGAGUCGGACUGGACCAGCAAACUCACCGUGCAAAAGAUGAACAUGACCUCAAGGUAUGCCAUCCUAGACCGGCCCCAGUUGGGUGCCUACUUCCUGGCUUUCCGGAAAACAAAGGCAGUCCUUGAUUUCGUUGAGGAAUGGCUGCGGUUCUCGGAGGAUCCUGAGAUGCUGCUGGGAUUGCAGCCUUCUGCAGGUGGCGAGCCAAAUGAGGAAGAAGACGUCCCAACCUUCCAGAAGCACCAAGCGGAUCAGAGUAUCUUCUCAGUGCUCUUCAAGAGUCAUGGCUAUCAAGCCACUCCACUUGAUGUGGGACACAGGAAAGCAGCGGUAGCCGCCAUCAAGGCAGCUGGCAACUCCACUGAGGAGGUCGGAGCAGCGGUGAAAGGUCAAGGGAGAAUCGGCGCUGAAGAAGCCGCGAAGCGCAUCGUUGAGCUGGGGCACUUCGCUACGUCUGGCGAGGGUGUCCAACCCCUAGCCUUCAAAGCCUGGCGGGCGGCCAGCGCCGCUGGUGUGUCCAGCAAAGUUGCCUCACAGGCUGCACUUAGGGCAAUUCUGCCAAACGUCCUGAUGGAAGCUAUGAGCACAGGAGACAGCCCAGCUGAACAAGGUCGCAUGCUGAUGCGCAUCGCCCGAGCGAUCCCUGGACUCAGCGAGGAGCAACGAGUGAACUCUUCGUUGCUCCUGGGAAAAAGAGUCAUGAACACGAUGCUCAUCUUCGCCAAUGUACGGGAGGAGGCCAUUGAAGCAGCAUUGAAAGCAUUGGAAAGAGGUGUGCUAGAGGGCAGCGUGGCUUUGCCUUCGGAGACCCUCGAGGAAUGGCUCCACCCAGAAAUCAAGGUGGAUUUUGAACGUUGUUCUCAUCGAGCAGCAGAGGUCGCGGGACACUUGGUUGACACCUCCAAAGAGAGGUUGCCAAAGGCUUCACGUCUCUUGAAGCCUCCUCACAGUCACCCUGUCCAUCCGUACCGUUUGGGCUGCAGAGUUCGUUUUCUGCGGGGAUGCGCGGUCAUGGGCGAUGAUUCGGACAGCGAUUUGAAUCUAGAACGGCCGGCCAAAGGGUCCAAGGCGAAAGAGUCCAAGCCCAAAGUCGAGGUCAAGGAGGUGGAGAAGAGGUACUCCAAGCCCAGCAAGAGGAAAGAGGAAAGUCAUGACCCUCCAGACUCGGACAGUGAUUUGAAUCUGGAGCGAGCUCGGAAAUCCAAGAAGACUAAGAGAGAAGAUGAUGAUGACUUGCUUAUCGACCGCUCCCGGCCCAAAACGACCGAUGUCAAGAAGACAAAAUCCAAGAAGCCCAAGGCCCGCGACGCGGAGUCAGAGGGCAGCGACCUUCAGUUGCAACGACCCAGCAAGAAAGAGAUGAAGGCAAAGAUGGAGAAAGAUGCACCGAAACCAAAGACCAAAGAUGUGAAACCUCCAGAUUCGGACAGUGACGUCCCCGUGCGGAGGAAUGGGGCGGCUCCCAGUAAUUUCGACAGGGUGGAACCCUCCCGAAGUCGCGAUGCAGCCUUCGAGAGCUUUGGGAAGGGCAAGGGCGAUGGCUUUGGUGGCAAGGGUGAUGCCUUUGGCAAGGGCAAAGAUGGGAAGGGCAAGGGCAAGGGCAAGGAGGAUCCUGAUGCCCCACCCAAGGAGCAACCCAAUUUUGAGCCUUCGGGCCUCUUAGCUUUGGAGGACAACGCCAAGAAUGGGAUCCCCUUAAAGUUCACUGUGCCGGCCGAGGCCCGCAGACCGGCCACCAAGUGGCGCUUGUACGUCUUCGCCAAGCAAAAUGAGGGGCCGAAGAUGAUCCACAUCUACAAAAAUGUAGGCUACCUCUUUGGCAAAGACCGGCGUGUCGUGGAUGUGCCCACCGACCAUCCCACCUGCAGCAAGCAACAUGCAGUGCUCCAUUAUCGUGUGACCACGGGGGGCAUCGUCAAGCCUUAUAUCAUGGACUUGGAGAGCGUCAAUGGCACCUUCGUGAAUGGUGAGAGGAUAGAGGCCGCCAAAUAUGUAGAGUUGCGCGAAAAAGACGUGCUCAAGUUUGGAAUGAGUUCCAGGGAAUUUGUUUUGCUUCACGGAGGUUCUGCCAAUCAUGUGCCCAUUGAUGCAAAGGAUUUGAAAUCAGACUCAGAAUAG
Molecule: messenger RNA, 4206 nt
Organism: Cladocopium goreaui
Lineage: Eukaryota; Dinophyceae; Suessiales; Symbiodiniaceae
Source: the annotation of a GenBank genome assembly